GAACACGCUCAGGCUAAGGGGAAAAAACGGAAUAGCGAGCCGGUGGCCGUCACCUUCCCCUUGGCGUUGCUGCGUCUGCGUGCGUCGCGCGUGCGCGUGCGCGCGUGGGCCCGAGACUGACAGGUGGGCCCCACCCACCAGCCGCCCACGCUUUAACCCCCUCUCUCCUCUCUCUCGCCAUUUACGAGAGCGCGCGCGCGACGCGAGCUGAUGCUUCCGCUUGGCCGCCGCGUCGCCGAAGCCGACUACCCGCCGCCGCGAUGACCACGACGUCGCCACCAAUGCCGCCGAUGCUGCCUUCGUCCUCGUCCUCGCUCCGCGACCUGCUCGAGCAGGAGCGCUGCGAGUCCCACGCGCUCGCCGCGGCGCCGCGGCGGGCGCGGUCGGGCAGGCACGCGUCGCCGCCGCCGCAACGCGUGGCGCCGGAAGAGGAGGACGAUGGGGGAGGAGGCGCGGCGGCGGUGGGCGCGGUGGUGGCGAUGCUGUCGGGGUACGUGGGGAGGUUCGUGAAGGACGAAGGGUUCAGGCGCGGGCUGCGCGAGAAGUGCGCGGCGUGCCUCGCGCCCGCCGCGUCGCGGCGUGGCGCCGGCCACGCCGUGCUGGCCAACCUCGAGCUGGGCAUCGAGAGCAUCGAGCGCCUCGCCGCCGACGCCGCCUCCGCGCAGGCGCAGCAGCGCGACGCCAAGAUCCGCUCCCUCCGCAACUCCAUCCGCCUCCUCAGCGUCGUCGCCUCGCUCCACGCGCCGCCGCAGCCGCCGCGCCACGCCGCUCCCACCUCCGCCCCCGCGGCGGCGGAGGCCCACACCUGCGGCGUCCCGAACUCCCACCUCUCCGCCUGCGCGCAGCUCUACCUCUCCGUCGUCUACAAGAUGGAGCGCAACGACCACGUCUCCGCGCGCCACCUCCUCCAGGUGUUCGUCGACGCGCCCUACCUUGCCCGCAAGAACCUCCUCCCUGACCUCUGGGACCACGUCUUCCUCCCCCACCUCCUCCACCUCAAGGUCUGGUUCACCGCCGAGGCCGACCUCGCCCCCGACGACCGGAGCCGCCGGAUGAAGACCCUGCAGCGGCUGUACAACGAUCACCUCAACUCCGGCACCGCCCAAUUCGCCAUCUACUACAAGGAGUGGCUCAAGUCAGGAGGAGCCGAGGCGCCUCCUCCCCCCUCCGUGCCAUUGCCCUCCAUGCCCGGAGAUUUCGAUGCUUGGGACAAGCAUUCCUCUUCCCUGCGCAGAAGCUCCAUCAACAGAGGCCUGUACAAUGCGGUUUUCGGCACGGCGAUGGAGCAGGAAGAUGUCAAAGAUACGAAGCUGGAAGAUGACGAGAUGUCCCAAUUGGUUCUUGAGACUGAUGUUGAAUUGGAGGAUAAUCCAGGUUGCUUGAAGAUGGGGAGGAUUGCUCAUAGUAACAUGGGGCUCCAAGAAAAGCAUUCCGUUAUUCGGAAAGAAGGCAAUAUUCCAGAAACAGCACCAACACCACGGAAAUCCUAUUCUCUCCGACUUUUCUCGUGUCGUGGAGAUCUAACCAGGAACGUCAUCAACCAUCCUAAGAUACCAAAGAAGGAAGCCGUGUCUGUCGAGAAAGACCUAGAAUGCAGUGAGCUAACAAUGAAUCUAGAACGAGCAGUUUCCAUGGUAUCUAGUUCAGACAGUCUUACGCAGUGCGAAUAUGCUGUGCAAGAAGUUGCCAGAGCAUGUUCAAAUUUGCGAGAAGAUCCAAACCUUGGAACUUGGCUGUCAUGUCCAUCCUUUAUUCAAGGGCUUCUCGAAGUCACAUUCACUUCCAAGGAUGAUCUAGUGCUGGAGUGUGCAAUUUUGAUUAUCGGAGAGUUGAUUUUAAGCAAUGAGGUGAAUAGACAGAUUGUACUUAAUGCAGAUCCACAACUUGAAGUUUUCUUGAGACUUCUGAGAAGCAAAGAGUUGUUCCUUAAGGCAGCUAUAGUACUUUAUUUGAUGAAGCCUAAAGCUAAGCAAAUGCUGUCAUUGGACUGGAUACCACUUGUACUGCACAUAUUGGAGUGCGGGGAUGAGGUGCAAUUUCUGUCUUCUGUGAAAUGUGCUCCAAAAGUAGCUGCAUUAUAUUUCCUAGAUCAGCUCCUUAUGGGAUUUGACGUUGAUAGAAAUGUUGAGAAUGCAAAGCAGAUGAUUGCUCUUGGUGGUUUGGACCUGCUCAUGAACAGAAUCGAUGGCAGUGAUUCCCGUGAGAGCAAAAAAUGCAUCUCUCUCUUGACGUCAUGUAUCCAAGCAGAUGGCAGUUGUCGACACUAUUUAGUUGAUAAUCUGAAGAAGGAACCUAUUGUUCAACUUCUAGUAGGAAAUCAGAAGAAGGCUAGUUCUGCUGCCCUUAACUUGCUGAGUGAACUAGUCUGCCUUAACAGAACAACCCAGAUUUUGGAGUUCCUCAAGGAGCUGAAAAAUGGUGGCUGCUUGAAUACAAUGCAUAUUCUAUUGGUCUAUCUCCAACAAGCUCCUAUUGCCCAACAUCCUCUAGCAGCUGUCAUGUUACUCCAGCUUGAUCUCCUGGGAGAUUCUUCGCAGUACAGCGUUUACAGAGAGGAAGCGAUUGAUGCCAUGGUAGCAGCUUUGGAGCAUGGUUCACACAGCAGAAAGUUGCAAGAACAGUGUGCUCGAGCUCUCUUACUCUUGGCAGGGAGGUUUUCAUCCUCAGGGGAACCGAUCGCGGAAGCAUGGCUACUAAAGAGAGCGGGACUAGAUGACUCCCUAUCCGAAUCCUUCCGGAGAACAGAGAUAUUCAAAGAUAAGAGUGCAAGGGUGGAAGAAGAAAAGAUAGUUGAAGAACGGCUGAAGAAACUUGCGCUCAUGUUGCUAAACAGUGGGAACAAAAAGUUCCUCACAGCGCUGUCAAACUGCAUAUCUGACGGAAUCCCUAGUUUGGCUCGAGCGUGCCUCAUCACUGUAACAUGGAUGAGCAGCUCACUCUCCCCGCUGCACGGGUGCAACACGUUCCAGCCUUUAGCUUGCUCCAUUCUUGCGACUAAGCUUGUAGAUAGCCUAAGCUAUGACAGAGUUUUGGAAGAGAGGGUGCUUGCUUCACUGUCACUGUUGAACCUUGUGAGACAUCCAGAAUGUUUGGAGAAGCUUUACCCACUGAAGAAAGACACAGUAGAGUCAUUGCAAGAUCUUGCAGAAGUGACAUGGACUGCAAAGGAGCUCCUUUUCGCAUGCUGUAGAUGACAACCAUCUGAAGAGGAACAGUUUCUCAGUCUCCAAGAACAGUGUUUCAAUAUGGGAUUAGUGAUUGCUUAAUUACACAUUUCUUUUUUCUUGAUAUGUAAAGCACUAGAGUUUCUUUCCCUUGUAAAGAAGAAUCUGGCAAUGGCUUUCUUUCAUAUGCUGUACAUUGUGAUAAUUC
This is a messenger RNA of Oryza sativa Japonica Group (Japanese rice), 3372 nucleotides long. Its product is annotated as putative E3 ubiquitin-protein ligase LIN-1. NCBI's taxonomy places the organism in Eukaryota, Viridiplantae, Streptophyta, Magnoliopsida, Poales, Poaceae. The record is from RefSeq and is a predicted model, not a curated record.